AUGGCUGUGCUAGAAUAUGAGAAGAAAUUUACUAAGCUAUCUAGAUAUUGUACCCCAUUGGUGGCAAAUAAGAAGAAGAGAUGUCAGCGGUUCACACAUGGUUUGAGGCAAGCUAUACGCAAUUUGGUGGUGGGUCAGCGCAUUAUGGAGUAUGGUGCACUUCUGGAGUCUGAUUCCCUGAUUGAGAGUAGCCAGAUGGAGGUACGGGGACGUGAUGAUACACAUCGACGUCGUUCUGACUCGGGUGGCCUUAGUCAGGGGCCAUCCAAGAAAGUUAGCUUCAGCUCCGGAUCUUUUGGUAGUGGUGGUUAUGUAGAUUUUAGGACAGGAGCCAGUUUUAGUGGUGGAUCCAACCAAAGUUUCAGUUUUAGGCCUCGUUUUGGUGGUGGUGCGGCUAGAGGCUCUGUGAGCCACCAACAGAUGAGGGACUGCUCGAUGUUACUUCAAGGUGAAGUGACUGCUUCAGGAUCAGUUCAGAUGGUUGGUGCACAUAGUAGAGGUCAGGGUACAUCUCAAACUGUUGGAGCUUCAUCCAGUAGUGGGACUCAGGCUAGUGUGUCUAGUAGAGAGAGUACUCAGCAGAGACGACGUGAUGGACGUUCUAGAGCUACAUGCAUGGUAUUUACUAUGACUCAGCAGGAGGCGCAUGUGACGCCGGAUGUCAUUAUGGGUAUGUUACCAAUUUUUGGGUUUCCUACUUGUGUUUUGAUAGACCCUGGAGCCACACAUUCAUUUGUUGCACAUAGUUUUGUCCUUUAUGCUAACGUGAGACCUACAACCAUGCGUGGGGAGCUUGUUAUUGCUAUACCCACCGGAGAUGUUCUUAUCACCAACCCAAUGUACAUUGAUAGUUUGGUUUUGGUAGGAGAGGUGUUUUUGGAAGCUAACUUGAUUCACUUGGAGAUUGUGAACAUAGAUGUCAUUUUAGGGACGAAUUGGUUGGCCAAGCAUCAUGCUUUGGUCGAUUGUUUCUGGAAGGAGGUUGUAUUUCGUAGUCCAGGACAACCCGAAGUGACCUUCUAUGGGGAGCGUAGAGUUCUUCCAUCUUUCCUGAUUUUAGCUAUGACGGCUAGACGGUUGCUUAGGAAGGGAUGUACUAGGUAUCUAACUCACAUGAUUGAUACCCGGCACAAUGGAUUGAGGUUAGAAGAUAUUUCGGUGGUGCAGGAGUUUCCGGAAGUGCCAUACAGAAUGGUAGCAGCUAAAUUGAGAGAGCUAAAGACUCAGUUGUCGGAGUUGGUGGACAAAGGUUUCAUUCGAUCGAGUUUCUCUCCAUGGGGUGCACCAGUGUUGUUUGUGAAGAAGAAAGAUGGCACCAUGAGAUUGUGCACUGACUACAGGCAAUUGAACAAGGUGUCGGAUAGGCACAAGGUUCGUUACGAAUUCCAAGGGGAAACUCGUGGUGAGUCCUGUCACAAAGACCCCUCCUUCACCAAACUGCCCAAUUCUGGCACGAACUUCUCCCUCGGAAAGGCCUCAGAUGAGCAUGAGACAGAGCCAACAAACAUGCUGUCGUGUCGCUCUUGUGAAAGCAUAUUGAUCUCAAGCUAA
This is a messenger RNA of Prunus armeniaca (apricot), 1551 nucleotides long. Lineage: Eukaryota; Viridiplantae; Streptophyta; Magnoliopsida; Rosales; Rosaceae. The record is from the annotation of a GenBank genome assembly.